Oppia nitens is the source of this 1064-nucleotide messenger RNA. RefSeq names its product 3-hydroxyanthranilate 3,4-dioxygenase-like. Gene Ontology annotation, cellular component: cytoplasm. The transcript has 7 exons. The record is from RefSeq and is a predicted model, not a curated record. Gene Ontology annotation, biological process: 'de novo' NAD+ biosynthetic process from L-tryptophan; quinolinate metabolic process. The coding region runs from base 53 to 925 and encodes 290 amino acids. Lineage: Eukaryota; Metazoa; Arthropoda; Arachnida; Sarcoptiformes; Oppiidae. Gene Ontology annotation, molecular function: 3-hydroxyanthranilate 3,4-dioxygenase activity; iron ion binding.
AACAAGUUUUUGAACAAAAAUAAUUGUAUAACUAUUUUGUGUUUUGAAAAAAAUGUCAUUAAAUAUAAUUAAUAUGAAUGAUUGGAUUGUCGGCAAUAAGCAAUACUUUUUGCCGCCUAUUUGUAAUAAACUAUUAUAUACCAAUCAAUUGAAAGUAUUUUUUGUCGGCGGACCAAAUCAGCGCAAAGAUUAUCACAUUGAAGAGGGAGAGGAACUAUUUUAUCAAAUCAAAGGAGACAUGUGCCUUAAAGUGAUACACAAUAAAAAACCUAAGGAUAUUAUCAUUAGAGAGGGACAGGUGUUUCUGUUGGGCCCACGAAUACCACACUCUCCACAAAGAUUUCCCAAUACUAUUGGUCUAGUAAUUGAAAGAGAGAGACUUAAGGAGGAAUGGGAUGCACUCCGAUAUUUUGUCGACAACUCGACUGAUAUAUUAUACGAGCGCUGGUUUUAUUGCCAGGACUUGGGCUCACAAUUAGCGCCAAUAAUUCAAGAGUUUCAGGCAUCAGAUGAAUGCAAAUCAGGAAAACCAUCUGAAAAUUCAAAGCUAAGGGACGCUCCCUAUAGUGAUGACAGUUCACAGUCAUUGCGGACACCGUUUCAGUUGACUGAAUGGCUUAACAAAAAUACCAAAUAUAUCGAUGAAAAUGGAUUCAAAUCCUUAUUUGAUGGCAAAUCUCAGUCAACGGUUGUUGUCUACGGCGGACAUCAAACUCAUGCGUUUAAUACACAAUCGUCUGAGAUAUUUGUCUUGCAAUUGAUAAAUGAAAGUAAAAUUCAAUUCAAUGGCAAUUACCAACAAUUAAUGACUGGAAAUAUGGUACUAAUACCCAAACAUACGAGCUGUUCAUUGGUAUCACUUAUGGGAAGUUAUACUCUCACUGUUUCGAUGCCUUCAAUGUCAUCCAAAUCACAUCAAAAGUAGAGCCAAAACUCAAAUAAACUUUGAGAAAAUAAAAUUAUGAAAAGACAUUGAAAUGUAUUUUUUCAAUGAAGUCAUCGAUGUUUUUCGUUAAAAAAAAGAGUAAAUAAAAUAAAUAAACAAAUAAAACACAAUUUGAAAG